Molecule: messenger RNA, 2739 nt
Organism: Effrenium voratum
Lineage: Eukaryota; Dinophyceae; Suessiales; Symbiodiniaceae
Source: the annotation of a GenBank genome assembly
CAUGCAAACCUAAGUUGCUCGAGUCAUGUUCAGCGGCUAUGGCAGAAUCCUGCUUGGUGUUGCCUGGGCGCUAGCGCUCGUGCGCUUCCCGACCGCCUGGCCUGAACUGCUCUUGGCGGCCCUGACGCUUCCGCUGAGCUGGGCGAGCGGCGGCGGCGCCGCGCCGGCGGCGGCGCCGGCGGCUUCGGCGACGCUGCAGGGCUGGCGGGGAGCUGCGGUGGAGGUGAUGUUGAUUCCCUUCAUCCUUUUCUUCAAGCAGACGUCGCCUCUUUCGGAGAUCUGCUGCGCCGUCCUUCUGGCAGACGCCCUGCGCGGGGUCUGCUUUCGUGAGACGGAGGAGCUGACUCCCGAGUCCGCCUCCAGAUCGCGGCCGGAAGGAGUCCCAAAGGAAAGCCCAGAUGCAGCCACCACAAAGGACGCUGCGCCAGCCUCGGCAAAGGAAGCGCCAGCAUUGGCGACGGAGGCAGAGAAGGAAGGUGAUCGCAAGCUCGGCAAGUUGGACUCUUCACUCUGGGCAGACUUGGAGGAUGAGGACGACUUCCAGCGGAAGCUGGCAGCCCAAGUUGAGGCGCCGCGCACGCGCGCCUCCGCGCCGGAGCGCCCGAGCUUCGAGGCGCCGAAGGCGAUGGAGCCAGCCACGGAAGCUGAAGCAGAAGCAAGGAAGGGCAAGAAGCAAAGGAAGAAGAAAGAAGGCGCACGGAAAGAAGAUACGGGCAAUCCGUGGGCCGCGCGGGUCCGCGGGUGCGGCAAAGUCCAGGACCUCGAGGGCGCUCUGCAAGUGGUGGAGGAGGCCAUGGCGGCCGGCAUCUCCGGUCGCCAGCACCAGGAGCUUCAGAACGCGCUGCUGCACGCGUUGAUUCAAUGUGGCGACGCUGCGGGGGACACGGCCCUGGAGUUGUUCAAUCAGCUGAAGGCUGAGAAGAAGGCAGACGUGGUGACUUUCAACAUCAUGCUGCGAUCUUUGCUCUGCGCGGGCAAGCGUGAGGAGGCACAAGCCCUCCUGAAGGACAUGGAGGAGCAUGGGCUUUCGGCCAACAAGGUGACAAUUACGGAGUUGCUGAGCGAUCGGGUGAGAGCGGAGGACGAGGAGGGUUUGUGGCGCAUUGUGGACUGGAUGCAGAGCACCGAGUUCGGCGUCACUAACGCAGCCUGCUCGAUUCUGCUGAAGAGGGUCACAGCAGACUCACCUGCCAGCGAGGUGGACCGCAUUUUUGCGCUGGUGGACCGCCUGGAGGACCCCGAUGAGGCGCUGUGCGGCGCAGCCGUGGAGGCGGCAGUGCGCGCCUCCCGGCCUAAGCUGGCAAGCCGCUUCAUGGAGACGCUGGGCUCCCGGAAGAGUGCAGCGACCUAUGGGUCCAUGAUCAAACUCCACGGGCAGAACGGGGACCAGCGCCAAGUUUGGUCCACGUGGCGGAUGAUGGCUGAGAAGAGUGUCCAGCCCUCCUCGGUGACUUUGGGCUGCAUGGUGGAGGCCUUGGUCCACUGCGGCCAGGUGAACGAAGCCGCCGCCCUGGUGCGCGAGACUGCUGCCAGUAAUGCCGUCGUCUUGAACACGGUCAUCUACUCUUCCAUUAUCAAAGGCUUUGCACAAGCCAAGCAGAUGGAGAAGUGCUUCGAGACUCUGGAGGAGAUGGAAGUGCAAGGAAUCCCGGGGAACACCAUCACCUACAACACCCUGCUGGACGCCUGCGCCAAGUCUGGCGCGAUGUCGCGGGUGGAGGAGAUUUUCGAGAAGAUGAGGCUCUGCGAGGUGGAGCCAGAUCGGAUCACCUACUCCACGCUGAUCAAGGGCUACUGCGUCUCCGGGGAGUUAGACUGCGCCUUCAAGCUCUUCGAAGAGCUGAAGGCGGACGGGAAGUUGGACCUCGACGAGAUUGUGUACAACUCCCUGCUGGAUGGUUGCGGACGGCAACAGAAGCCCCAGAAGGCCAUGGAGUACUUGAAGGACAUGAUCAGCGUGGGCAUCGCUCCGAGCAACUACACGCUGAGCAUCAUGGUAAAGCUGCUUGGCCGCGCCCGACGAUUGAAGGAGGCCCUGAAGCUGGCCAACGACUACCGCAAGGACUUCAAUCUAAAGCUCAACGUGCAGGUCUACACCUGCUUGAUGCAAGCCUGCCUUUUGAACAGGAAGGUGAGCAAAGCGCUGGAGAUCUACCAGGAGAUGAUUGGUGAGCUGGGACGCUUGCCGGACCGGAAGGCUCACACUGUGUUGGUGGAGGGCUGCAUGGCGGCUUCUGCCUUCGCAGAGGCGGUGAUGGUGAGCCGCUGCGCGUAUGGCUUCGGAUCGCCGGAGCUAGCGGUGAGAAGAGACUCGCAGUGGGUCGGUCUGGAGCCAAAGGCGCUGUCGGACCUGGCCAACAAGGUGAGGGCCGGCAAGAUGGACGCGGAGAGUUGGGAGCGUGCCAUGGAGGUGUUCGACGUGGCAGACCCCAGCGGGAAGUUGCGCGCCAAAGCCAGCGCGCCCCCGGAGCGAAAAGAGAAGGAGUCGGACUAUAGAUGGGAAGGUCGCGAAGAGCCCAGCAGUAGAAGACAAGCUCAGGACCGCGACUGGCAGUCCUGGAGCUGGGGGUCCUGGGAAGGCGACCGCAACUCCUGGCGAGGCGAGUGGAAAGAACGAGGCUAGUCCCAGAGGGGUGCGGCCCUUCUGCUCGCGUGCCAACGCUCACUGGAAGAAGAGGUUUCGCGCCAGGGCGAUGGGUCCGCCUUAGAGGGCCAGGGCACUUGGUGAGUGAUGCAAGU